Cyclocybe aegerita is the source of this 528-nucleotide messenger RNA. The record is from the annotation of a GenBank genome assembly. NCBI's taxonomy places the organism in Eukaryota, Fungi, Basidiomycota, Agaricomycetes, Agaricales, Hemipholiotaceae.
AUGUCUUCAGACUUUGAUGAACUGCUAGGAAGAUUCCCCUACUUCGACCCCAAAGGCUUGAAGAUCAUCCAGAAGGUGCUUGAGAAGGCCCUCCGUACCUCGGUUCACGCUGAGGUCUUUGCGUAUCUGAGCACCAAGCCUCGGAUCGACCGCAACUCGGCGCACUCGACUUCGUGUACCGUGUAUUGCAACAUCUGGGAUUCCCAGCAGGGAACCCAUGCCAAGAAGGCCCUUGGCCAACCGAUCUUCCUUGCUGGACGGUCCUGUCCACAUGAGCAGAAGGAGCAGCGUCAACAUGCGGGAUGUUGCAAGGGGAACGCGAAAGCGAAACCCCCUGUGCUGCCCACCCCUCGUGACCAGCCUUGCCCCCACAAGGGCCGCUGUGUCAACUGCCACAAGGACCACACCACCAAUUCAGCUUCGUGUAAGUUCUGGGCUCAUCACUACGACCAUGAGUGGAUCAUGGCCGAGUAUUGUCAGGUACAUGAGCAUGCUGCUCGCCGCCAACUUACUAACCCCCGAACCUAG